Cantharellus anzutake is the source of this 762-nucleotide messenger RNA. RefSeq lists its product as uncharacterized. The transcript is spliced from 5 exons. The record is from RefSeq and is a predicted model, not a curated record. The annotation marks the transcript as partial. Lineage: Eukaryota; Fungi; Basidiomycota; Agaricomycetes; Cantharellales; Hydnaceae.
GGUUCAUUACCAGGCCCUCAUUUUUCCCUAACGAUUACUGCGCCGUCUGGGAUCAGUUAUGAGCCAACAUAUUCAGAUGAAGAAGGCGACCAUAUGCGUGAGGACGACACUGGCAAGAAGAGCUUCGACUUCACCGGUGAACUUAACCGUCUGAAUCAAGGUGGUGUGCGACUCAGCUUCGUAGAGCAGUUGGAAGAGGCUUUCAAGACACCGCAAGUAUUCCUUUCUGAUUCUGGCUCUGCGUCAGAGUCGCACGCAAUUUCCCCUGUCUCACUGGACUGGGAGCUCCCCGUGGAACCUAAGGCCAACCUCAAUCGAACUGGGGAGCUGAAUGGAGGCUUCCAGUUUGGCAAGCCAACAACGCCGUUAAACAUCACCGUUCCCCCAAUGAAGGGACUUCACUCUCGCACAAACACUGAGACGAGUAACUUAAGUGCUCACGAAAUUGAGCUUCUCGAAGAUUUGGAUGCUUCAAUUGGCCACAGUCGUGGAGAAUCCGUAAUGAGCAUUUCAUCUCUUGGAUCCAUUAUCGAUUCAGGUGUAUCUGAUCCGUUCGGAUACUGGGAUGAAAUAGCUGGUCCUCAAAUCCCAUUGCCCCCUGCUCCGUCGUUAGCUACCGACUUCUCUCUGAACGUUGAUGACUCCAAUCCCAGGGAGCGAAAGGCAAAGGGCAGAAAAUCGACGGAUUCUGAGAAAUCGCAAUUCUAUUUUCAGAGCAGGCCUCCUCCGCUGUCGUUACUGGUGCAGUGGCAGAAGGUUUAA